Molecule: messenger RNA, 955 nt
Organism: Marmota monax (woodchuck)
Lineage: Eukaryota; Metazoa; Chordata; Mammalia; Rodentia; Sciuridae
Product: ATP synthase mitochondrial F1 complex assembly factor 2
Exons: 7
Coding region: 167-940 (257 amino acids)
Biological process (GO): mitochondrial proton-transporting ATP synthase complex assembly
Cellular component (GO): mitochondrion
Source: RefSeq, a predicted model, not a curated record
GCCGUAGGUGUCAUAUGGAAGAUGGCGGCGUCCAGGGGAGGCUGAGGGCUCUGGGAGCGUGGUGAAAGGUUUCCGUACAGCCCCAGCGGCUUGCGGCUUAGGGAUUUUUUCGCUGUUUCCUGCUUUCUGGUUUCGCUGCGCGUGUCCUCCCAGGUCCCGCGGCGCGAUGUGGAGGAGUUGCCUUCGGCUGCGAGGCCGUGGGCACUACCUCCUGAACCGGCCCCCUAGUGACCCUAUCAUCUCAGCGAGUCCGGGGCCAAGUCCCCAGCCCCCGGUCCGGACCUACGCUCCCCCGACAGAAAGGAAGAGGUUUUAUCAGAAUGUCAGCAUCACACAGGGUGAAGGUGGCUUUGAGAUAAAUCUGGACCACAGGAAGCUGAAAACUCCCCAAGCCAAGCUCUUUACGGUCCCCAAUGAGGCCUUGGCUAUCGCAGUGGCCACCGAAUGGGACUCCCAGCAGGAUACCAUCAAGUUCUACACCAUGCACCUGACCACAUUGUGCAACACAUCCUUGGACAACCCAACCCAACGCAACAAGGAUCAGCUGAUCCAGGCAGCUGUGAAGUUUCUGGACACUGACACCCUCUGCUACAGAGUGGAAAAGCCAGAGACAUUAGUGGAACUUCAAAAGAAUGAAUGGGAUCCAAUCAUAGAAUGGGCCGAGAAAAGAUAUGGUGUGAAGAUUGGCUCCUCCACCAGCAUAAUGGGACCUAGCAUCCCUGCACAGACGCAGGAGGUGCUCACCAGCCACCUGGCAUCUUACAACAUGUGGGCCUUACAAGGGAUUGAGUUUGUAGUGGCCCAACUCAAGUCCAUGGUGCUGACCUUGGGUCUGAUUGACCUACACCUGACUGUGGAGCAGGCUGUGCUGCUGUCACGCCUAGAGGAGGAAUACCAGGUGAGGUGCCACAUCUUGGGUCCCCAUCUCACCCCUUCCUAAUACACACCAACCUAU